AUGGUUGCUAUCAGUGAAGUCAAGGAGAAUUCUAGUGUUAAUGGCACUAAUUCCGGUGCAGUAACUAGAACUGCGGCUCAUACACAUAUCAAGGGCUUAGGUCUGGAUGAAAGUGGUGUAGCUAAGAGAGUUGAAGGAGGGUUUGUUGGUCAAAUAGAAGCCCGUGAAGCAUGCGGCGUUAUUGUGGAUUUGAUAAAGGCCAAAAAGAUGUCUGGUAGGGCUAUUCUAUUGGCAGGCGGUCCAUCUACAGGUAAGACAGCGUUGGCUCUGGCCAUUUCACAAGAAUUGGGCCCGAAAGUUCCUUUUUGUCCCCUUGUUGGUAGUGAACUGUAUUCUGUGGAGGUAAAGAAAACAGAAACUUUGAUGGAAAACUUUAGAAGGGCCAUUGGUUUGAGAAUUAAAGAAACUAAGGAAGUUUAUGAAGGUGAGGUUACAGAAUUAACGCCCGAAGAUGCAGAAAAUCCAUUGGGUGGGUACGGGAAAACCAUCUCACAUGUCAUUGUCGGCCUCAAAUCUGCUAAGGGUACUAAGACACUGAGGUUAGAUCCAACUAUAUACGAAAGUAUUCAAAGAGAAAAAGUCAGCAUUGGUGAUGUCAUUUAUAUAGAGGCAAACACCGGUGCCGUCAAACGAGUUGGCAGAUCUGACGCAUACGCUACCGAAUUUGAUUUGGAAACCGAGGAAUACGUCCCAUUACCAAAAGGUGAAGUGCAUAAGAAGAAGGAAAUCGUACAAGAUGUUACAUUACAUGAUUUGGAUGUUGCCAACGCAAGACCACAAGGUGGUCAAGAUGUCAUAUCGAUGAUGGGCCAAUUACUCAAGCCAAAAAAGACAGAAAUUACAGAAAAGUUAAGACAAGAAGUUAACAAAGUUGUUGCUAAAUAUAUUGAUCAGGGUGUUGCAGAGCUAAUUCCUGGUGUGUUGUUCAUUGACGAAGUCAACAUGCUAGACAUUGAAAUUUUCACAUACUUAAACAAAGCGCUCGAAUCCAACAUUGCCCCCGUCGUUGUAUUGGCUUCUAAUAGGGGAAUGACAACGGUUCGUGGUACUGAAGAUGUGAUAUCACCACAUGGUGUGCCACCUGAUUUAAUUGACAGGUUGUUAAUUGUUCGUACUUUACCAUACGACAGUGAUGAAAUUCGUACAAUCAUAGAGAGAAGAGCUGCUGUGGAGAACUUGCAAAUGGAAAGUGGUGCCCUGGACCUUCUAGCCACCAUGGGUACAGAAACUUCGUUACGUUACGCCUUGCAAUUAUUGGCACCAUGUGGUAUCUUAGCACAGACAAGCAAUCGUAAAGAGAUUCUUGUUAAUGAUGUUGAUGAAGCUAAGUUACUGUUUUUGGAUGCCAAAAGAUCUACAAAAAUUUUAGAAACAUCAGUAAACUAUUUGUAA
Molecule: messenger RNA, 1392 nt
Organism: Saccharomyces kudriavzevii IFO 1802
Lineage: Eukaryota; Fungi; Ascomycota; Saccharomycetes; Saccharomycetales; Saccharomycetaceae
Gene: RVB1
Product: RuvB family ATP-dependent DNA helicase pontin
Exons: 1
Coding region: 1-1392 (463 amino acids)
Biological process (GO): regulation of transcription by RNA polymerase II; box C/D snoRNP assembly; chromatin remodeling
Cellular component (GO): NuA4 histone acetyltransferase complex; R2TP complex; Swr1 complex
Molecular function (GO): ATP binding; DNA helicase activity; ATP hydrolysis activity
Source: RefSeq, a predicted model, not a curated record